UGAAGAGCGCGGCAUCUGUCUGGUAUCUGCGUAACUUCUUGCUAGCUUUCAAUCAUAAUAUUUACAUGACAAAUAUUUUGUUCAUGCAGGUUAUUUGUGUGUCCUCAUACCGCGACUCCACUUGUGUGAUUGAAAGUUUUGCUGAUAAUCGUUUUUGUUGUUUCUUACACUUUGUUGAACAAGCUAAUUAUAAAAGUGCAUGCAUCAAAACCUUCCUUGGUGAGUAGCCUUUUGACCCACAACAAGAGUUUUGCGUAAAUAUUAAAUGCAUCCAUAAAACAGUGGCCACAUUGAAAAUAAAGCAAUUGGGGGGUCGUGAGACAGCGUAUUCGGGGGGUCAUGAGACAUGCUAUUUCCGUAAUCUAGGAACAUUUAAUAGUAUUCUACAGCCGUAUCUCGCAUUUCUGUGUUACGUUUAGUGUUAUUUACACUGUAUUGGAUAAAUACAGGGUUUUUGAUAAUUAAUUAUUUAUUUUUCAGACAUUAUGGUGCGUCAUAAGUAUAGUCAGACUGUUAAACCUGCGAUUGAUGCCAAUGUUUUUGUGGCUGCUAUUAAGGAGGUUACAAUCGCGAAAAAGUCUCUACGAUCCGUUGGUAGCGCAUAUAAAAUCGAUAAGUCGAAAUUGGCGCGCUACAUUUCAAGUCUGAUGGAAGCGAACAUAGACCCCACAACCACUUCGAAUGAAAAACUUGUUGAUUUUGUUUCAAAUUUACUCAAGAGAACUGGUGGAAAAAAGAUAUUUAGCGUAGAACAAGAAGACGAGUUAGUGCAAUAUCUUCUUCGUGCCAGCAAAAUGUACUACGGUUUGUCUAUUUGUGAGUUUUCCAAAUUGGUCUACGAGUUUGCAAUGAAGUGUAACAUUGAAUAUCCAGUGGAGUGGGACAUUCACGGCAAAGCGUCGUGGGACUGGUACAAUGCAUUUAUGCAUCGGCAUCCAAAUCUGUCUCUUCGUACGCCAGAGCAGAUAAGCGCGAAUCGCACCAAGGCCUUUUCAAAAGCCAAUGUUGAUGCAUUUUUCGUUAACCUUGACCAUGUGAUGUUUCAAAAAAAUAUAAAAUACGAGCCGCAUCGCAUAUGGAAUAUGGACGAGACUGGCUGCCCGACGGUACCCACAAAAGCUGUACGAGUGAUCACAUUAAAAGGAGAAAGAAGAGUUGGACAGAAAACUUCAGCGGAAAGAGGCACAAAUGUCUCUUUGGCGUUUGCCGUGAGUGCAGCUGGACAGUCCAUUCCACCAUUCUAUAUCUUUCCUAGGAAAAAUAUGCAGUCAACCUUUAUGGACAAUGCUCUUCCCGGUGCUAUGGGUGUAGCAAACGAAUCAGGUUGGAUGACAGCACAAGAAUUUGUCAAAUAUUUGGCACAUUUCAUCAAACACUCUAAGGCAUCAAAAGAUUCUCCAAUUUUAUUGCUUUUGGACAAUCAUACUUCUCAUCUGAGUUUGGAGGCUAUACAAAUGGCGAUCGAUAAUGGAAUAACAAUGCUAUCUUUUCCUCCACACUGCUCUCACAGAUUGCAGCCUCUUGAUGUCAGCGUGUUCGGCCCAUUCAAGAAAAUGUUCCAUAACAUGUGUCAAGUUUGGAUGAAGAACAAUAUUGGAAAAACUUUAGAACUAAGACAUAUAGCGCCUAUCGCAGACAAAUGUCUGGAAGCAAGUGCUACACCCAAGAAUAUCAGGUCCGGAUUCCGUGCGGCAGGUAUUCAACCAUUCAAUCCAAAUGUGUUCUCUGCUGAAGAUUACGAAGCAGCUGAGUUGAUGGAGACAAAUCUGACCUCUGCCGAUGCCGAUGCCAUUAAUUUGGAAGUACCCAGUCCAUCAACGAUGCCAAGCACAUCGACGAUUCCAAACACAUCAGCUGCACCAAUUCAGCAUAUAUUACAAGAGGUUGGUCCUCUGAAACACAGCGCUCCGAUCAAGAAAUCUAAUCGAGGUCGAAAAUCAAUGGGCAGCACUAUUUUGACUUCGGAAGUUAACGUGGCCAAUUUACGCCGAAAAUCUGACGAAAAAAAAGCAAAAGAUUCUCAGAAUAAAGAAAACCAGAAGAACAAGGCAGCAAAAGCAUUACCAUCGAAGCGCGGACGUCCUAGAAAAUCUUCGGUUGUAAUGACGAUUCAAAAUAUGUCGGACUCUGAAGAUGAAGACUUUUGUAUUAUCUGCAAAGGUGUAAUGCCCAAAAAAUUAAACCGAAACAAUUCGAUUCACUGUAAUACUUGCGAUAGACCUGUUCACUUGAAAUGUGCAAAUUUAACAGCCGGCUAUUACACCUGCAUCCAUUGUGAAUCUGAUUAAUCUAAUAUUUUCUUUUUCGGAUAUUCAUUGACUUGAUUGAUUAGGUAUAUUAUUCAUAUUGUUCAUAUCAAUUAUAUUGUAGAAGCCAAUAUAUGCCUUUUUAACGAUUGAAAUAAAAAAUUUUUAUAAAAUCAGGCCGUUUUCUUUCUGAUGAAAUUUGUGUCUCACAACCCCCCGAACAUGCGAAAAUCCGAAAAAAAUGAUUUUUGAGCAGGCAGGCAAAACUUAGAGAUUUUUCUAUAAUUUUAAGAAAUUAAUCUUUUGUCAAAGUGUUGUUAUACUUAAUCACAAUUAAAAAAUUUUAAUGUGCAGAAAAAUGGAUAGGUUAUAUUAUGUUUAUGGUCAAAAAACAAAACCCGUCUCAUAACCCCCCGA
Molecule: messenger RNA, 2663 nt
Organism: Anastrepha obliqua
Lineage: Eukaryota; Metazoa; Arthropoda; Insecta; Diptera; Tephritidae
Exons: 2
Coding region: 486-2288 (600 amino acids)
Cellular component (GO): nucleus
Molecular function (GO): DNA binding
Source: RefSeq, a predicted model, not a curated record